CAAAAAAAGUAACAAAAUAAAAAACAACAGAUUCAUUGAGAUCUUCAAAUAGAUCCUUGAUGUACUAUCAAUCACAAAUCUAGUGUACUGAGUAUAUAGACAUAAUAAAGUGGGAUGAAGAAGGAAUAAAAAUUAAAAUAAUUGAUAAAUCUUUAUUAUAAGAGAAUGUGUUACCUCGAUUUUUCAAGCAUAGCAAUUAUUCAAGUUUUUUAAGGUAUUUCCAUUGAAUUUAACAGAUAAUUAAAUAUUUAUGGUUUUACUAGUUGUAAGGAUUAAAAUGGGAUCUUGACAUAUGAACACCCAUAUUUUACUUAGAACAAGAUUAUAUAGAAAUUCAUAUAGAAAAAGAAGCAAACUCAAGUGGAGAAACAACAAAUAGGGACAUAUCUAAUGGAAUAAGAAGAAUUAAAAAACACAAUGAAAUCUUUGAAAUAAGAAUAAAUAAAUAUUUAGCAAUAAUUGGUUACUUUCAUUUAACAAUAAUUGAGAUUUUAGCGUCACUUCAAAUUAAUCAUUGAAGUAACAUUUUAUCGAAUCAUUUUAGAAACUUUUAGAAAUUAAGGCUAUUUAGGAAAGAAGAGGAGUAUUUUUUAUUGAAAGUAUAAGAAUGGUAGUUCGAGCAAUGAAACCAGAGGCUUGUAAUAAAAAUUGAUAAUAAAUUGAUAGAGGCUUCAUUUUAGUAUCUAAUAAAGUGUGUAUUUCCAAAAGAGGAAGAUCUUUGGAUGAGUGACACAUUAUCUAUAAAAGAAGAUGAAAUUGAUAUUCAAUUUCCAACUUCUCCUGCUCCUUUUGGGAAAGCUGUUGUUGAUGAUAUUGGAAAUUAUCUUAGCCAUAAGUAGGAUCAAUUCAAUCUUGAAACUUUGGAGCCUGUUUGGUUUUUUGGUUAACAAGAAUCAGAUUUGAGCUUCUUUGGGUUUGAUUUGUGA
This is a messenger RNA of Paramecium sonneborni, 926 nucleotides long. Lineage: Eukaryota; Ciliophora; Oligohymenophorea; Peniculida; Parameciidae. The record is from the annotation of a GenBank genome assembly.